AUGGAUUUUGCAACUUGUCCUUGCUCUGAAAUCUUUUCUUUUCUCUUUUUUUCCCCUCUCCCUCAAAUAGCGAAAUGUGUUUCUUUGUGUUUGAGUGGCCAGGAAAACGAAGAGAAAAGAUUGCGUGAUGGUGGUGACGUUGGAGAGAUGCCGGCAACAAUUGAUCUAUUCCUCGGAUUAUUAUGUAGAGAUGUAAAAGUGUACAAAUUCAAUAUUGAGAAGAUUUCCGGAUUCAUCGAAACAGACGGUAAAAAUAUAUAUGCGUUAUUAUCUCUAUCUAUAAUUUCUUUCUUUCAUUCUUUAUCUGUUUCUUUCUUUCUCUCUCUCUCUUUCUUUUUCUUUCUUUCUUUUUCUCUUUCCUUCUUUCUUUCUUUCUUUAUUUUUAGCUUUCCUUCGUUCUUUUUUCUUUCUUUUUCUCUUUCCUUUUUUCUUUCUUUUUCUCUUUCCUUCUUUCUUUCUUUUGCUCAUUCUUUCUUUCUUUUUCUCUUGCUUUCUUUCUUUCUUUUUCUCUUUCCUUUUACUUUCUUUCUUUUCCUUUCUUUCUUUUUCUCUUUCCUUCUUUCUUUCUUUCUUUUUCUCUUUCCUUCGUUCUUUCUUUUUCUUUCUUUUUGUCUUUCCUUUUUUCUUUCUUUUUCUCUUUCCUUCUUUCUUUUUCUUUCUUUCUUUUUCUCUUGCUUUCUUGCUUUCUUUCUUUCUUUCUUUCUUUCUUUUUUUCUUUCUUUCUUGCUUUCUUUCUUUCUUUCUUUUUCUCUUUCCUUCUUUCUUUUUUCUUUCUUUCUUUUUCUCUUGCUUUCUUGCUUUCUUUCUUUCUUUCUUUUCCUCUUUCCUUCUUUCUUUUUUCUUUCUUUCUUUUUCUCUCUCUUUCUUGUUUUCUUGCUUUCUUUCUUUUUCUCUUUCCUUCUUUAUUUAUAUAUUUUUCUCUUUUUCUUUCUUUUUCUCUUUCAUUCUUGCUUUCUUUCUUUUUCUCUUUCCUUCUUUAUUUAUUUCUUUUUCUCUUCUUUCUUUCUUUCUUUCUUUCUUUCUUUCUUUCUUUCUGUCUAUAACGGGAAUCUAUCUAUCUAUCUAUCUAUCUAUCUAUCUAUCUAUCUAUCUAUCUAUCUAUCUAUGUAUGUAUGUAUCAUCCAAGGAAAACCCAUAGAUGCAAAAGGGAAGAAUUUUGUAAACUUAUGGAGUAUUUCUAUCUAUCUAUCUAUCUAUCUAUCUAUCUAUCUAUCUAUCUAUCGUCCAACUAGAGCCCUGAACAAUUAUUUAUAUCUAUCUAUCUAUAGUCAAAGAAGAACCUUCAACUUUCAUACAAAGAUGAAGAAUUGUGCAACUGACCCAUCAUUUGUUCAUUAUCUAUCUAUCUAUCAAUCUAUCUAUCUAUCUAUCUAUCUAUCUAUGUUCAUUAUCUAUCUAUCUAAGUAUGUUCAUUAUCUAUCUAUCUAUAUAUCUAUCUAUCUAUCUAAGUAUGUUCAUUAUCUAUCUAUCUAUCUAUCUAAGUAUGUUCAUUAUCUAUCUAUCUAUCUAUCUAUCUAUGUUCAUUAUCUAUCUAUCUGUGUUCAUUAUCUAUCUAUCUAUCUAUCUAUCUAUCUAAGUAUGUUCAUUAUCUAUCUAUCUAUCUAUCUAUCUAAUAUGUUCAUUAUCUAUCUAUCUAUCUAUGUUCAUUAUCUAUCUAUCUAUCUAAGUAUGUUCAUUAUCUAUCUAUCUAUCUAUCUAUCUAUCUAUCUAUCUAUCUAUCUAUCUAAAUAUGUUCAUUAUCUAUCUAUCUAUUUUCAUUAUCUAUCUAUCUAUCUAUCUAUCUAUCUAUCUAUCUAUCUUCCAAGAAAAAACCUUGGAUUAUAA
Acanthosepion pharaonis is the source of this 1824-nucleotide messenger RNA. The record is from the annotation of a GenBank genome assembly. Lineage: Eukaryota; Metazoa; Mollusca; Cephalopoda; Sepiida; Sepiidae.